Molecule: messenger RNA, 576 nt
Organism: Microplitis demolitor
Lineage: Eukaryota; Metazoa; Arthropoda; Insecta; Hymenoptera; Braconidae
Exons: 1
Coding region: 1-576 (191 amino acids)
Source: RefSeq, a predicted model, not a curated record
AUGGCCAACUCAUCGGGUAGAUUGAAGCUCCGGGAGGGUCGGUUCAUCUACAUCACAGAGCUAGCAACCGAAGUCGAGUCCAACGUCAUCUCAGCGAUUAACAUUCAUGCUGCCAGGGCGAAACUCAAAAUGCUCAAGGCUAACUGGGAGAAACUCGAAGCAGACCAUGAGAAGCUAGUCUCAUCGAAAUCCGACGUCUCUCCAGAUCAUGACUACUUCAAGAACAAGUGGUAUGAGAAAGCAAUGAAGGCAUAUGUACUCUCUGAGGCUGCUCUCUCGACUCGCAUUGCUGAAUUGGAGGCAACGGAACCGCCAGCUGGCAACUCUCUUGCUGACCUAAGCAUUCAAGGAGCUUCUCAUCACCGACCAUCUCUACCAGGCAUCUCCAUUCCAAAAUUCUCUGGGAGCUUCUCUGAAUGGCGGCAUUUUCAAGAUCUUUUCGUCUCACUUGUCGGAGAGAAUCCGUCCAUCUCUGCAGUUGAGAAAAUGCAUUAUCUCUGCGCCAGUCUGGAAGGAGACGCGGCUAGUUUAAUAGCCAACCUUAAGAUCUCAGCAGACUCGUUUGCAUCAGCAUAG